AUGGAACCCAUUCUAGGCCAGAGUUACGGCUACGGCUUUGCCGUGGGCCUCGGUGCGGCUUUUGCUCUUGUCAUGGUGUUUAUAACGAAAAUGUUGGCCAAGUAUAUGGGCCAGCACCAGAAUUCAGAAAGAUUCACCACCGCCUCCAGAAGCGUCAAGGCGGGUCUUAUCUCGUCUGCUACAGUUUCGGCAUGGACGUGGCCCGCGACGCUUCUUUCCUCGGGCGCCUGGAGUUAUGCCCAUGGAAUCAGUGGAGGCUACUUCUAUGCUGUCGGAGGAGCCUUGGAGGUGACGCUCUUCAUGUUUUUGGCGAUCCAGAUAAAACGCCGUGCCCCUGCUGCUCAUACCAUCCCGGAGAUUUUCCACUUCCGCUUUGGAAAAUGGGGCCACAUUGUGUUUUUGUGCUAUUGCAUGGCAACAAACGUCUUGACAUCGGCACUUUUGCUACUAGGAGGAUCUCAGGCUUUUGCAGUGACAACGGGGAUGCACACCGUGGCAGCGUCGUUUUUGCUUCCCUUGGGUGUCAUAGUGUACACUGCUCUUGGUGGUCUCAAGGCAACCUUUGUGUCUGACUGGAUCCACACGGUGAUCAUAUACUGUAUCAUUCUCGUGAUGAUUUUCUACAUCUUCUGCUCGUCUCCGUUAAUUGGGUCGCCCAGCAGAAUGUACGAUCUUCUCGUGGAGGCCCAGGAGCUCAUUCCUGCUCCGGGCGACAGCUACCUUAGUUUCAGAGACAAGGACAUGAACUUCCUUGCCUGGUCUGUCACUCUAGGAAACAUGUGUUCUGUUUUCGGUGAUCCGGGCUAUGCCCAGCGUGCUAUAGCCUCAGAUGCCCGUUCUGUGUUUGAAGGAUACCUCAUGGGAGGCUUGUGCUGGUGGAUUAUUCCCAUGGCCUUGGGUCUGUCCGCUGGGCUCGCUUGUAGGGCACUUUUGAACAAUCCAGCUUCUGUCACCUACCCCAAUCCGCUUACCGACUUUGAGGUUGAUGCUGGGCUUCCCGUCAUUUAUGGAAUGACAGCGAUAUUUGGCAAGAGUGGAGCCGCUGCAGCCUUGGCGAUGCUUUUCAUGUCGGUGACAUCUGCAACUUCCGCUGAGCUUAUUGCCUUCUCGUCGAUAGCAACGUACGAUCUCUACCGGACGUACUUCAAGCCGGAUGCAACGGGAAAACAGCUUGUGAGAGCAGCCCAUGCUUUUGUGGUGGGAUUUGGUAUUUUCAUGGCGGCUUUGGCGACAGUGCUCAACUAUGUUGGUGUAACUGUGGGAUGGCUUCUCAGCUUCGUGGGAUUAUCUUGA
Messenger RNA from Candidozyma duobushaemuli, 1293 nucleotides. RefSeq names its product sodium:solute symporter family protein. The transcript has a single exon. NCBI's taxonomy places the organism in Eukaryota, Fungi, Ascomycota, Pichiomycetes, Serinales, Metschnikowiaceae. Gene Ontology annotation, cellular component: plasma membrane. Gene Ontology annotation, molecular function: spermidine transmembrane transporter activity; urea transmembrane transporter activity; putrescine transmembrane transporter activity. The record is from RefSeq and is a predicted model, not a curated record. Gene Ontology annotation, biological process: urea transmembrane transport; putrescine transport; spermidine transport. The coding region runs from base 1 to 1293 and encodes 430 amino acids.